AUGAUAGCUUCGAAGAUGGUUUCCCACCUCGCAAUACUUACGAUACCAGGAUUCCAGCUGAUCCGCUAGACGAGAAGUUGGCUGGUACCUCCAGCACCCCCAUGGGAAAAACUUUGUCUACGAAAAGGCUGUUGAUGGUGGUUCCAGACAUAUAUUAA
Molecule: messenger RNA, 158 nt
Organism: Paraglomus occultum
Lineage: Eukaryota; Fungi; Glomeromycota; Glomeromycetes; Paraglomerales; Paraglomeraceae
Source: the annotation of a GenBank genome assembly